Messenger RNA from Phyllostomus discolor (pale spear-nosed bat), 2402 nucleotides. RefSeq names its product DnaJ heat shock protein family (Hsp40) member B14 (gene DNAJB14). Lineage: Eukaryota; Metazoa; Chordata; Mammalia; Chiroptera; Phyllostomidae. Gene Ontology annotation, biological process: cellular response to misfolded protein. The record is from RefSeq and is a predicted model, not a curated record. Gene Ontology annotation, molecular function: Hsp70 protein binding. Gene Ontology annotation, cellular component: endoplasmic reticulum membrane. The transcript has 8 exons. The coding region runs from base 398 to 1537 and encodes 379 amino acids.
UCAGGGGUUACGGAGCGGCCAAUGAGGGCGGCGGUCCCAGCCUCGGCGGGACUUCCCCCGGAGCCGCUGGGCUGGUGGCGUCCGCCCGCCCGACCCCUCGGGUAGAUCCGCUUUGAACCUUUUGGCGCCCCGCAGAGACCGCUGAUUAGACUCGUACCCCGGGGUUUGGGGGCCUGGAGAUGCCGCUUGCUCCUUAGCGGCCCGCAGGGCGGGCCGUGAGGAGGCGGAGCCGCGAGCCCGCCAGUCAGCCCAGGCCUCCGCAGACUGGGUCUCUGCGCUCCGCCCGCUCGCCUCCGCACGCCCCAACCCCGGCGAGCCUCGCCUCCUCGGAGGCGGCGGCUUCCGCCCCCUGGUAGCGGCGCUCCCGGAGGAAACGGAAGAAGGCGCAAGCCAAGCCAUGGAGGGGAACCGGGAUGAGGCAGAGAAAUGUGUCGAGAUCGCCAGGGAGGCCCUGAACGCCGGUGACCGCGAGAAGGCCCAGCGUUUCCUGCAGAAGGCCGAGAAGCUCUACCCACUGCCCUCGGCCCGCGCACUAUUGGAAAUAAUUAUGAAAAAUGGAAGCACGGCUGGAAAUAGCCCUCAUUGCCGAAAACCAUCAGGUAAUGCUGACCAAAGGAAGCCUAACUGCACAAAGGACACCUCAGCUGGCAGUGGUGAUGGUGGAAAAGGAUACACCAAAGAUCAAGUAGAUGGAGUUCUCAGCAUAAGCAAAUGUAAAAAUUACUAUGAAGUACUUGGAGUUACCAAAGAUGCUGGUGAUGAAGAUUUGAAAAAAGCUUAUAGAAAGCUUGCUUUGAAGUUUCAUCCAGACAAAAACCAUGCACCUGGAGCAACAGAUGCUUUUAAAAAGAUUGGAAAUGCUUAUGCUAUUUUAAGCAAUCCAGAAAAACGAAAACAAUAUGACCUCACAGGCAAUGAAGAACAAGCAUGUAAUCACCAAAACAAUGGUAGAUUUAAUUUCCAUAGAGGUUGUGAAGCUGAUAUAACUCCAGAAGACUUGUUUAAUAUAUUUUUCGGUGGUGGAUUUCCUUCAGGUAGCGUACAUUCGUUUUCAAAUGGGCGAGCUGGUUAUAGCCAACAGCAUCAGCAUCGACAUAGUGGACAUGAAAGAGAAGAGGAAAGAGGAGAUGGAGGUUUUUCUGUGUUUAUUCAGCUGAUGCCGAUUAUUGUAUUGAUCCUCGUGUCAUUACUAAGUCAAUUGAUGGUCUCUAAUCCUCCUUAUUCCUUACAUCCCAGAUCUGGAUCAGGACAAACUAUUAAAAUGCAGACAGAAAACUUGGGUGUUGUUUAUUAUGUCAACAAGGACUUUAAAAAUGAAUAUAAAGGAAUGUUAUUACAAAAGGUUGAAAAAAGUGUGGAAGAAGAUUAUGUGACUAAUAUUCGAAAUAAUUGCUGGAAAGAAAGACAACAGAAAACAGAUAUGCAAUACGCAGCAAAAGUGUACCGAGAUGAGCGACUUCGAAGAAAGGCAGAAGCCUUGAGCAUGGAUAACUGUAAAGAAUUGGAGCGGCUAACCAGUCUUUAUAAAGGAGGAUGAACUGUAAUUUUAUUUAUAUCUUUUAGCAUACUAUUUAUUUUUUCUGUGAAUUUAGUUUCAUCAUGAGAGCUAAAGAAGAUUUGUUAGUAAAAACUAAACUAAAUUAGUUGGUCCCUGAAAUCUUGGACUGUUUAUAACCUACUGACUCCUUUAAAUAAUAAGAAACUAAAAACUAAAAUAUUUUAGUUAUGCUUCUGUAAGCUUAUCUGAUUACUAAGUAAAAAGGUCUAAAGAAAGGAUUGUCACACCUGUAGCAGUUUCCAAUUUUAGUGAUUCUCCAUUUUUUCCCUUAUGUAAAUAUUUAUGGAAUGAUCAUUUUGUGUGUAUAUACAGGUUAUUGCCUUUUUUUAAAUGUGAAUUCUUUUAGUGUUUAGCUCUAUGAGACACUUCAGUUUAAACUGAUGGAAUAAAUGUUCUAUGAGAAAAUUACAUGUUCCUUGUCAGAUGUCAAAUGUGUGGAGUUUAAAUAAUGAAACUUUUCCAAAAGAAAAAACAAAAGCUGUUUAACUUUGUGUGAAAUCUUAUAGCAUUAUUACCUAUUUUAAUAUUGCCAUUAUAUUUAAAAAUAUAUAUUGAGAGAAAUGAACUGGUGUAGAGUAUCAGUUUGCUACUUAUUUAGUUUUAUUCAUUGCAAAGCCAUGCAUAGAAUGAAAUGCUAUACUGAUAGAUUUUAAAGAAAAUAUGAGGAAAUGGCUAUAUAGAUACUAAACAUAAAGGGUCUUUAACAGUAAGUGGCAGUUUGUCAUUUGCAAUUUCAAUUAUUAAAAUACCCCCAAAUGUUCAUAUAAAGGGGAGGACAAAAAAGUAGGUUUAUAGUUGUAGUACAAAUAAGUAAUACAGUAAUUAGUGGAUAAUGAUUCAAGAA